GCUCAUAAUUUAAAAUGGCGGCUAAUGGAACCGGAGACGAUGCAUCUUUGUUAGAAGAAGAAGAGGAGGAAGGCAGUCCUAAUGAAGGAGACGUUCCCAUGAGUAGAAGACAAGUAGCUCUGGAUUAUGUUAAAGGUUGGUGGAGGACAGCAGUUAUUGUGGUCACACCGAUCCUCUUUUGUCCUAUUCCUUUUGCAUUUGAUCUCUCUUCUGAGGCGUGUGCUUUUUACACAAUAGCCAUUAUAGCUGUCUACUGGAUAACAGAGGCCAUACCUCUUGCUGCUACUUCUCUACUACCACUGUUCCUCUUUCCUGCCCUUGGUGUUCUCACUGCUGGAGAAACCGCCAUUAACUACCUCAACGAUACCAAUAUGCUGUUUGUCGGAGGUCUAAUGGUCGCUGUAGCAAUUGAAAAGUGGAAUCUGCACAAGAGGAUAGCACUCCUUGUGUUGCUGCUGGUUGGGUCCAGUCCAAAAUGGCUUCUACUCGGCUUCAUGUGUGUCACAGCAUUCCUUUCAAUGUGGAUCAGUAACACAGCUACUGCAGCCAUGAUGCUCCCCAUUGCUCAAGCAGUUCUACAAGAAAUAAGUGAACACUCAUCAUCAGAAGUUGGCACUGAUACAGGAGGAGGAGGGGGAGGAGAACCUAGGACUGAAGAUUACUCAGAAAACGUUCAACUAGUGUCAGCUAGGCAGCAGCAUCAGCAGUCUUAUAACUCUACGGAGUCUUCAGAAGAAGAGAAAGAAGAUGAGAUUAAGGAAUCUCCUAUUGAUGUGAAGACUGAGUCCAUUACUGAAGAUAAUAAUGGGUAUACUGAUGAUAGACAAGAAAUCAUGGAAAGAAAUAAUGAUAAUAAUUCAGAGACGGCUUCAGUCCAACAUCCUAAACCUACCCCUGGUUUCUCAUGGCUUGCUAAAGGCCUCAUGUUGGGUGUGGCCUAUUCCGCUAAUAUUGGUGGCAUUGCAACGCUCACCGGGACAGGACCUAACCUCGUCUUUAAAGGCGACAUAGAACAGUUUUUUCCUGAUGGACCAGGUAUUAAUUUUGGGUUAUGGUUUGCAUUUGCAUUCCCUCUCAUGAUAUUAUGUCUCUCUAUAUCAUGGAUGUAUCUGUCACUUCUCUUUUGUAAUGACUGUUUUGGAAAGUUAAAGAGGUUGCUGUGUAGAAAGGCCGGAGCUAGUGGCUUUUAUUCAAGUAAAGCUGCACGUAAUGUAUUGAGACAACAGUACAAGAGACUUGGCCCUUGGAAGUUUGCGGAGAUUGAGUUGCUGUGUUGUUUUGUGAUUCUUGCUCUCCUGUGGCUAACCAGAGAGCCCCAGUUCAUUACUGGCUGGGGAGCCAUUUUUAAAACAGAUGACAAUAUGAAAAGUUAUUUUUCCGAUUCUAGUACAGUUAUUUUUAUUGUCUUGUUAUUAUUUAUAUUACCCACCAAACCUUGUUGCUUCUUUCGUAGGCGACGCCAUUGCUCAUGCUCAUGUCCUGCUGAUGGGAGAGAGACUCUAUUGGAUUGGGAUAGUGUCCAUCAUAAGCUUCCAUGGAACGUUGUCCUAUUAUUGGGAUCUGGCUUUGCCCUAGCUGAUGGAGCUGAUAAAUCUGGCCUAUCAUGUGUCAUUGGUAAGAGGCUACUAGGUAUAAGACAUGUUCCUGAUGUAUUGAAGGUCCUCUCAGUUUCUGUCAUCAUUGCUUCAGUCACUGAAGUCAUUUCUAAUGUUGCAACGACUACAUUGUUUUUACCCAUACUAGCACAACUGGCUGUGGCUUUAUCACUCAAUCCGUUUUAUCUCAUGUUACCAGCUACAGUCUCUGCUUCAUUUGCUUUCAUGCUCCCUGUCGCCACUCCUCCCAAUGCAAUUGCUUUCACUUAUCGUCAUCUUAAAGUCUACGACAUGGUACUCACUGGUAUUUUUAUGAACAUUAUUUGUGUUUUUGCAGUCAAUUUGGCUGUUAAUACUUGGGCAGUUCCUUUGUUUGAUCUUCAUACGUUUCCAAACUGGACAACAACCAGUGGAUCGAUAUCCGGCAAAUGCAACUAUACUGCUACUUUUUAGUUAUUUUUGUAUAAUAAAUCAUUGAAGUAUUAAAAAUACCAUGAUUUGCAUUUUUUAGAUACCAUUUGUAAUACAUGUAA
Amphimedon queenslandica is the source of this 2128-nucleotide messenger RNA. RefSeq names its product solute carrier family 13 member 5-like. The record is from RefSeq and is a predicted model, not a curated record. Bases 15 to 2048 code for a protein of 677 amino acids. Gene Ontology annotation, molecular function: transmembrane transporter activity. NCBI's taxonomy places the organism in Eukaryota, Metazoa, Porifera, Demospongiae, Haplosclerida, Niphatidae. Gene Ontology annotation, cellular component: plasma membrane. The transcript is spliced from 13 exons. Gene Ontology annotation, biological process: transmembrane transport.